AUGGCUGCAAAACUUGUGGGUGGAGCCUAUCUCUCUUCCUUUGUUGAUACUGUUUUGAACAAGCUGUCUUCAAUCGAUGUCAACGCAACCCCAACAGCAAGGAAGUUAGCUGACAAGAGGUUGCUUCAAAAGCUGAGAAAGAGUCUCCGUGCCACUCGACCUGUGCUUGACGAUGCUGAGCAGAAGCAGAUCAGAGACCAAGAAGUGAAGAAGUGGCUUGUUGAUCUCCAAGAUGCUCUUUAUAUGGCUGAUGAUUUGCUCGAUGAACUCUCCGCUAAAGCUGCCACUCCCACUCAAAGGGAUCCAGGUAACUCUUCUUCCUGGUCUCACUAUGUUGAUUCAAUUUUGGAAGAUGGUGAUGACGAUGAGAUGGGGGUAGUAACUAGGAUGCAAGACAUAGUUGACAAAUUAGAGUCUAUUGUUGAAGAGAAAGAUGAUCUUGAUCUGAAACAAGGGGUUGCCAAAGAUUUGGAGGACAUGUCAUGGAGAAUUCAAUCAUCUCUGAUUGAAAGUUCUGAUAUAUAUGGCAGGAACGGUGACAAGGAAGCCAUCAUAAAAUUGUUGUUUGAGGAAACCUGUGAUGAUAAAUUGUCUGUGAUCUCUAUAGAAGGUAUAGGUGGAAUUGGAAAGACUACUUUGGCUCAGUUAGUUUACAAUGAUGCCAGAGUGAAGGAGAAGUUUGCCAUUAAAGCAUGGGUGUGUGUAGCUACUAGAUUUGAUCCUAUUAGUGCUUCGAAGGCUAUGAUAGAGGAAAUAACGUCUUCCCCAUGUGACAUGGUUAACUUGAAUUCACUUCAAACUCAAUUGAAGGAAAAGUUAAAUGAGAAGACAUUCUUAGUUGUUUUAGAUGAUGUUUGGGAUAAUCAGCAAAAUUUGUGGGACAAUUUUCUGAAACCUUUUUUGAGUGGGAAUAAGGGAAAUUAUCAAUUUGACAAAGAGGAAUUAAUCUUGUUGUGGAUGGCUGAGGAUUUCGUACAACCAAUAGAAAAUUGCACAUUAGAAAAUAUUGGUCGUGCAUAUUUUGAUGAAUUAGUUGCAAGGUCAUUUUUUCAGCCUUCUAGUAAAGAUGUUGGCUUAUUUGUAAUGCAUGAUCUCAUGCAUGAUUUAGCAACAUUCUUUGCUGGAAAAUUCUAUUUCAAAUUAAGAGAAUUUGAAGACUCACAAAAGAUUUGCAGCAAAACUCGUCAUUUGUCAUAUACUGCAAAUCCUGAUGAUCGAAUCUUAAAGCUUGGAGAGGCCUAUAAGGGAGCAACACAUAUGAGAACAUUUCUAGAUGUUCAUUUGUUUCAUCGUUAUGGAUCAAUUAAUUUAGAAAGCGACUCUUGGCUCUUACAAUUACAUUUGAGGUGUUUAAGAGUUUUGUCAUUUAAAUAUUUUUCUAUUGAAUCAUUGCCUGACUCAAUAGAGAAAUUAAUCCAUUUGCAUUAUUUGAAUCUCUCACACACACCUAUUGUGAGAUUGUCCGAGUCCUUGUGUAAAUUAUACAAUCUCCAAACGUUGAAAUUGUGUUAUUGUAAGAAACUAGAAAUGCUUCCUAGCCGUAUGAAAGAUCUUGUGAGCCUGCGACAUCUUGACAUAAAAGGAGCUGAUUCUUUAAAAGAGAUGCCGAAAGGAAUGAGUAAGUUAAAUCAUCUGAGCUUCUUAAGUGGUUAUGUUGUCGGAAAGCAUGAGGAGAACGGGAUAAGGGAAUUGGGAGCACUUGGCAAUCUUCAUGGCUCACUUUGCAUUUCCAACUUGGAGAAUGUCAGCAACAGCCGUGAAGUUUUGGAGGCAAAGAUGGGUAACAAGAAGCACAUCAACAUUUUAGAAUUGAAAUGGCUUCCCGAUGGUGAUAUUGUGGAUGUUGAAACUGAAAGAGAUAUACUUGACAAGUUACAACCUCAUAGAAACUUGAAAGGGUUAUCAAUUGUGGGUUUCAGGGGUGAAAUAUUCCCAGAUUGGUUAGGCUUAGGCCUUUCUUGCUACUCCAAUAUGACCAAAUUGGUUCUGAGUUCUUGUAAGAAUUGCUGUCAGGUUCCUUCACUGGGACAGUUACCCUCUCUGCAGCAUCUAGAGUUUUUUGAAAUUGAUGGGUUGGAGAGAGUUGGUUGUGAGUUUUAUAAAAGCCUUUCAAUACGCGACUGUCCGGUGUUGAGUGGAGAUCUGUCACCCCACCUUCCGGCUCUGGAGCAACUCACCAUUUGGAAUUGCGAAGAGCUUGCAUGUUCACUGCCGAGAGCUCCCAAGCUUCACCAAUUAACUGUAAAGGGUUCUGGGUUUUAUCUGAGUCAGGAGAAGGGAGUACUAAUUUCAGAAACCCAGCUGGCGAAGUCUGUAUUGGAGUGGCUACCCCACAUCCAAUCGCCUCGCCUCCAACAUUUGGAAAUCAAGAAGUGUUGGUCAGCAAUAUCAAUUUCAGGAGAUUAUUUGCCCGAUUCACUACAGAUUCUGAGAAUACAAGAUUGUUCAAAAUUAACAAUCUCAGAGCCACUGCAACAUAAGUCGCUAAAGGAGAUACACGUGAGCCGGUGUGAUUCACUGACGUUGUUUGCAUUGGGAUCCCUUCCAAACCUCGAGGCACUCUUUAUCUCAAAAUGCCACCGUUUAAUAUCCAUGCCGGGGCUAGGCUUUGCUGACCUAGAGAAACUUGUAAUAGCGGCUUGCCCAGAAAUGGAUUGUUUCGGAGAGGAGUGCCUCCCGCCGAAAUUGACAACUCUUCAUAUCGCUGGCUGUGAGAAACUAGAGAGGUGGAUAACAUCAAAGGGUUUGCACAGUGAAGGCCUUACCGAUCUUACCCUUGGUCAAUGGAAUGAAGUUAAGUCCUUCCCCAAAGAGGGUUGCCUUCCUGUUUCCCUCCAGUCUCUACAAUUGCUGUUCUUUCCAAAUCUGGAGACGCUAGACUGCAAGGGGCUUCGUCAUCUCACCUCCCUCCAAGAAUUAAGUAUUACUGGCUGUUCAAAGCUGGAGAAUAUUACAGAAGAAAGAGCGCCUGCCUCCAUAGCAAAAUUUGUCAUCGGGAAAGAAUGUCCUUUGAGCUGUAAGCUGGAAGAAAUGAACGACCCACGGAUUCAAUUACAAAGUUCCUUCAUUGGAAGUCUGAUCCGUCAAGCUUAUAGACAGAUGACUGAGGAUCGGAGGAAACGUGAGAAUUGGAGUGAACUGGAAUAAGUUUUAGCAUUUGUUCAGGUUUAUAAGAACAUUUAGAGCAACUUGCUAUACCAGUGAAUCUCUCUAGAACCACCGACUAUUUCAACUACAGAAUUUGCUUCUCCUGUAAAGGAAGCAGAUAAUUAAAGGUUUCUCAUUAUCCAGACCCUGAAAUUCAAUAUGGUUUUUUUCUCAGAAUUGCUGAAUCUAUGAACUACCCUUCAUUCAAGUUUCACGAUCAACCAUCUCUGGUUCCCACUUUGGGUUCUUCUCUGCACUUGGCUUGGAUGCACUCCAAUGAAAGUCACUUGCAUAGAGCACAGCCUAGGAAAAUUUUCAUUUGCUGAAGGAUGUUUUGUUUCCUAACUUGAUGGAGCUUUGUAGAAUAUGAAAAGUUAGUUAGCUUUCUGGUUGCAAAUAACUUGAAUCCACUAUCUUAUCCAUCAUGAGAUCCAUGGUGCAUGUAAUAAGGUCCUUGAAAUGGAAGUUUCUUGCUUGUCUCCCUUCAAUUUCUGAAUCUAUUCUGGAUUGUCAAGACUGGAAGCUGAGACUAUAAGGGGCUUUAAACCCCCUGAACUCCCAAAAGUUAAGUGUAACUCAUGUUUCUAAGUCUAACCACAAGCUGGAUCUAAAUCUGAACUUUACAUUUGUGACAAAGUCAGUGAAAGAAGUGGAGCAAAGAGAGAAUUUCUGCAUUCAAGUUGUUGCUUUUGCUACACGUGAGACUGCAGAGUCUUUUAACUGCAACAUGCAGCCUCU
Molecule: messenger RNA, 3885 nt
Organism: Arachis duranensis
Lineage: Eukaryota; Viridiplantae; Streptophyta; Magnoliopsida; Fabales; Fabaceae
Product: putative disease resistance protein At3g14460
Exons: 6
Coding region: 1-3147 (1048 amino acids)
Biological process (GO): defense response to other organism
Molecular function (GO): ADP binding; protein binding
Source: RefSeq, a predicted model, not a curated record